Molecule: messenger RNA, 2954 nt
Organism: Lathyrus oleraceus (garden pea)
Lineage: Eukaryota; Viridiplantae; Streptophyta; Magnoliopsida; Fabales; Fabaceae
Product: receptor-like protein 7
Exons: 2
Coding region: 123-2795 (890 amino acids)
Molecular function (GO): protein binding
Source: RefSeq, a predicted model, not a curated record
UAAAAAAAAAGAAUUUCUCUAAAUGAAAUCCUUACUUUUUGUAUUGCCUUAUUUUUCCCAUCACUUGUUCUUGUUGCUACUUUUUCAUUUUACUUCCAAAUCUUUCUCACUAUGUAACCCCCAUGAUAGCUCUGCAUUGUUACAAUUCAAGAACUCACUUAAACACGAAGAUUGGUCUGGAUCUUACUUCCAGCAAUCUGCAAGGUGAGUUACAUCCCAAUAGCACUCUCUUCAAACUUAGACACCUUCAACAACUCAACUUGGCUUUUAAUUAUUUUUCCUUCUCUUCAUUACCCGUAAGUAUUGGCGAUCUAGUCAGUCUCACACAUCUAAAUCUAUCAAAUUGUCUCCUUGGAGCUGAUAUUCCUUCACAAAUCUCUCAUUUAUCAAAAUUAGUAUCACUUGAUCUUAGUAGAAAUUCUGUCAUGGAUCUCAAUCCCUUGACAUGGAAGAAAUUCAUUCAUAAUGCUACUAAUUUAGGUGAGCUUAAUCUUGAUUAUGUGGAUAUGAGUUCAAUAGAAGUGAGCUCUUUGUCUAUGCUAAAGAAUUUAUCAUCCUCUUUGGUUUCUCUUAGUCUAAGAGGCACUGGGUUGCAAGGAUAUUUGUCAAGUGACAUUCUCACAUUACCUAAUCUUCAAACACUCGAUUUGUCAUUUAACAAAUAUCUUAGUGCUCAACUUCCAAAGUCCAACUGGAGCAAUCCUCUUAGGUACUUGGACCUCUCCUACAGUACUUUCUCAGGUGAAAUUCCUUAUUCCAUAGGCCAGUUGAUGUCUCUUACACACUUGAACCUUGCUGGAAACAAUUUUGAGGGUGAGAUCCCAUCAUUACUUUCAAAACUUACAAACCUCAUUUCCUUAGAUCUUGGAUAUAAUAAAUUUAGCGGUAACAUUCCAAAUGUUUUUGAAAAUUUAAUCAAAUUAGAAUAUUUAGAUCUUUCCAGUAAUAAACUAGUUGGCCCAAUUCCAAGUAAAAUCGCAAAUCAUUCAAAAUUGUUCCGUCUCUAUUUAGGAGAUAACAUGUUAAAUGGAACAAUUCCACAUUGGUGUUAUUAUUUGCCUUCUUUGUUACAUUUGGACCUCCGUGACAAUCACCUCACAGGAUUCAUUGGUGACUUCUCAACUCAUUCAUUAGAAUCUUUGUCUCUCUCUAAUAACAACUUACAUGGUCAUUUUCCCAAUUCAAUAUUUAAACUCCAAAAUCUUACUCGCUUAGAUUUGUCAUCAACAAACUUGAGUGGUGUCGUGCAUUUUCACCAAUUUUCAACACUUAAAAAUCUAUAUUUCCUCAAUCUUUCGCACAACAGUGCUCUUUCUAUCAACAUUGAUGGCAAAGCUAAAACCCUCCCACCUCACUUUCAAUAUUUAUCAUCAACUAACGGUAAUCGUUUUCCUAAAUUCCUAGCACCACUACCCAAUUUAAUAAUAUUAGAUCUUUCAAAUAACAACAUUCAUGGGAGAAUUUCCAAAUGGUUUCAAAAGAAACUCUUAAACUCAUGCAAGUACAUUGAACACAUUGAUCUUAGUUUCAACAAGUUGCAAGGAGAUCUUCCAAUUCCACCCUAUGGCAUUCAAUACCUUUUACUCUCAAAUAACAACUUCACAGGAGACAUUGCUUUGUCAUUGUGCAAUGCAAGUUCCUUGACAGUUCUCAAUUUGGCUCACAACAAUUUAACAGGGACAGUACCAGAAUGUUUGGGAACAUUUCCUUUUCUUUCUAUGUUGGAUAUGCAAAUGAACAACUUCUAUGGAAGCAUUCCAAGAACCUUUUCCAAGGAAAAUCAUUUUGUGACAAUAAAGUUGAAUGACAAUCAAUUGGAAGGACCACUACCACGCUCUUUGGCUCAUUGCACAUUCCUUGAAAUUUUGGACCUUGGAGAUAACAAAAUAGGUGAUGCAUUUCCAAGUUGGCUUGAAACUCUACAAGAGUUACAAGUGCUCCGUCUACGAUCAAAUAAACUUCAUGGUAAAAUCACAUGUUCUAGCACUGAGCAUUCAUUCUCUAAGUUGAGAAUUUUUGACAUCUCUCAUAACCAUUUAAGUGGACCCUUGCCAACAUCAUGCAUCAAGAACUUUCAAGGAAUGAUGAAUUUGAAUGACAACAAAAGUGGUUUGCAAUACAUGGCUAAUGAGUAUAACAACGGUUACUAUUAUGAUUCGAUCGAGGUUGUAAUGAAAGGUUUUUCUAUGGAGCUAACGAGGAUAUUGACUACUUUCACGACAAUUGAUUUAUCAAACAACAUGUUUGAAGGAGAAAUUCCUCAUGAAAUUGGAGAAUUAAUUUCUCUAAUAGGACUCAACCUUUCAAACAAUGAAAUCACAGGCAAUAUUCCUCAAUCUUUGAGUAAUUUGAGAAAUUUAGAGUGGUUGGAUCUUUCAAAGAACCAAUUGAUAGGUGAAAUUCCUACAACUUUGACAAAUUUGACUUUCCUUUCUUUCUUAAAUCUUUCACAAAACCAUCUUGAGGGAAUCAUACCUAAAGGUAAACAGUUUGAUACAUUUGGAAAUAGUUCCUAUGAUGGAAAUGCAAUGUUAUGUGGAUUCCCGUUGUCUAAAUCAUGUGUAAAUGAGGAAGAUCAACCACCAAUGUCAACAUCAAAAGAUGAAGAAGAGGAAUCAGGAUUUGGAUGGAAAGCAGUAGCAACAGGAUAUGUGUGUGGGGCAAUAUUUGGAUUGUUGUUUGGGUAUAAUGUGUUCUUCCUUGGGAAACUCCAAUGGCUUGUAAGAUUUUUUGAACGUAUGUUUAACGUAAGACUUAAAAGAACACACAAGAGAGUCGGUGGAAAUCGCAGAUGAAUUAAUUAGUUUGAUGAAAUUGUUUUUAAAUAUAAUGAUAUGAAUUGUUUCAAGUUUGAACUUUUCUGUUUCAGUAAUGUAGCCCCGUCUCUUUUUAAGAAUUUAUUGUAUUUGAAAUCAUAAUCUCAGUUUAUGAAUAAAUAUUCAUUUAUAUUUGAA